Messenger RNA from Nerophis lumbriciformis (worm pipefish), 711 nucleotides. The record is from RefSeq and is a predicted model, not a curated record. NCBI's taxonomy places the organism in Eukaryota, Metazoa, Chordata, Actinopteri, Syngnathiformes, Syngnathidae.
AUGACUGUUGUGCUCUUCUUUGCAGCUCCUUCACUAAUCUUCGCUAUCACAGUGAGUUCACCAGCAGAGCUCCAUGCAUCCACAGGAGACACUGUCACACUGUCCUGCACUUUCACUUCCACAAGCCGACCCACCAGCAAAAUGACUGUCGACUGGUCCUACAGACCCCAAACUGGAGGGCCGCCACAGACUUUCUUCCACUUCUCUUCACGUGCCUUCCCUCCUGUAGAGGGCCAGUUCAGUGGGCGGAUUCAGUGGCGAGGAAGCCCAGCAAGGGGGGAAGCCUCCAUCUCUCUGAUCAAUUCCACACUGAAUGAUAAUGGCACCUACACAUGCUCAGUCAGAAAUCCGCCAGAUGUCCAUGGGAACCCUAACUCUCAUAUAGUACUCACUGUCACACCAAAGGUGCCCAGCCUUCGCUUCUCAGAUGUUGCAGUCCUCCUGUUUUUCAUCCUCAUCCCUUCCACCGUUAUUACCCUCAUUCUGAUUGGUCAAAUGCUCUGCCCCAAGAGAGAGCGCAGCCAAUCCCAGGGCUACAGAUCAGCCAUAGAGGUCGCAGAUGGAGAGGAGUAUGACAACGGUCUAGUGGGGAGCAAGCACAAGGGGGCCACAUGCUGUGACCUAGCUCUGACGGACUCUGAGUAUGAAUACGACUACAACAUGAAACAGUUCUCACCGACAACUGAAGGUUAUGCUGACUCUCGUUGCUAG